AUGGCCCCUCAUGCUGCUGAGCUAUUUGACAUGAUGAGCGGUGCCAUUGACGAAGUUGGUCCAUCACUCGUAAACAAAGUGAAUGGCACGAUCAAGUUUGAUAUUACAGGUGCUGAAACGUGGUUUGUCGAUCUCAAGAAUGGCAAAGGCAGCGUGAAGAUUGCAACGACAGAGGAUAAGGCCGAUCUGACGAUUGUUUUGUCCGAGGAGAAUUUUUUCAAGAUGAUGGACAAUCAAUUGAAUCCACAACAGGCGUUUAUGAAGGGACAAGUUCAGAUUAAGGGCAAGACGAGACUUGCUAUGAAACUGAAUCUCGUGCUAGCAGCUACUCGCAAUUAUAUGAAAACAAAAGGUAGUGAGGACAAGACUAUAGCAAAUGCUACUACUACUGCUCCUGUGGCCGUCCCAGCAGCUACUAGUGAAGGCCUUGAUUCGAAAGAAAUCUUUCGCCUGCUUGGAGAGGCCGUGGCCAAGGACGGUGCUGUCAUGGCCAAGAAGGUCAAGGGCAUUAUCCAAUUUGACAUUACCGGGGCUGGCACGUGGAAUCUAGACCUGAAAAGUACCACGCCGCUGCUUACGGAAGGGUCGAAAAAAGCUGAUGUUACCAUUACAAUCAGUGAUGCGGACUUUGUCGCCGUUGCUAUGGGAAAGCUUAAUGCACAACAGGCAUUCAUGAAGGGCAAGCUCAAGCUCAAGGGCAACAUGGCACUCGCCAUGAAGCUGCCGGUCGUGUUCGAAGCGCUCAAGCCGCAAUCCAAGCUGUAG
Molecule: messenger RNA, 765 nt
Organism: Peronospora belbahrii
Lineage: Eukaryota; Oomycota; Peronosporomycetes; Peronosporales; Peronosporaceae
Source: the annotation of a GenBank genome assembly